CGACUGAACGACGAUCCUGCGUGAACAGGCUGCUCUUCUUGUUAGCUUGCUAGUCAUUCAAAAGUUCACUCGAGUAAAUCGCCUUCUGCGCUGAGGAAGAUGUCCACGAGUGACUUUUAUUUACGGUACUAUGUUGGACACAAGGGGAAGUUUGGCCACGAAUUUCUGGAGUUUGAAUUCAGACCGGAUGGCAAAUUGCGAUACGCAAACAACAGCAACUACAAGAACGACGUCAUGAUCCGAAAAGAGGCCUAUGUGCACAAGAGCGUGAUGGAGGAGCUGAAAAGAAUCAUCGAUGACAGUGAGAUAACCAAGGAGGAUGACACAAUCUGGCCGCCCCCAGACAGAGUUGGCAGACAGGAGCUUGAAAUUGUUAUCGGUGAUGAGCAUAUUUCUUUCACUACUUCCAAGAUUGGCUCUCUGAUUGACGUCAACAAGUCAAAGGAUCCCGAAGGUCUGCGAGUGUUCUACUACCUGGUGCAGGAUUUGAAGUGUCUUGUCUUCAGUCUGAUCGGCCUGCACUUCAAGAUCAAGCCCAUCUAAAUGAUUUUAAUGUUUAGCUUGCCUUUCUGUUGUACUACCACAUUUGUACAUUUGCUUGUGAUUGAACUUUCUUUUUUAUUUGAAAUAAAAAGUUUGGAAAAA
Molecule: messenger RNA, 645 nt
Organism: Synchiropus splendidus (mandarinfish)
Lineage: Eukaryota; Metazoa; Chordata; Actinopteri; Syngnathiformes; Callionymidae
Gene: magoh
Product: mago homolog, exon junction complex subunit
Exons: 5
Coding region: 100-543 (147 amino acids)
Biological process (GO): RNA splicing
Cellular component (GO): catalytic step 2 spliceosome; nucleus; exon-exon junction complex
Source: RefSeq, a predicted model, not a curated record